Molecule: messenger RNA, 738 nt
Organism: Camellia sinensis
Lineage: Eukaryota; Viridiplantae; Streptophyta; Magnoliopsida; Ericales; Theaceae
Source: RefSeq, a predicted model, not a curated record
AUGGGUCAUGCUUUUCACACCUCUCCAUUUCACUUCAAGAACUCCUCCAAUGGCUCUGUUUUUUCUUUCUCUACCUCUUUCGCCUUCAUCAUCGUCCCCGAAUACCCAAAACUCGGCGGCCAUGGACUCGCCCUCACUCUCUCUCCUUCCGUAGACCUCCCAACAACUCUUCUUAGUCAGUACCUGGGCCGUCUCAACGCCUUUGACAGUGGAAACUUCUCGAACCACUUGUUCGCAGUCGAGUUCGACACCGUUCAGGACUUCGAGUUCGGAGAUAUCAAUGAUAACCAUGUUGGCGUCAACAUCAACACCAUGGCAUCGAACAAGUCUGUUGCGGCAGAUCUGAAUCUGAAAGGUGGAAAACCCAUUGUGGUUUGGAUUGAAUACAAUUCGAUUACGACUCUUAUCAAUGUUACAAUUUCGCCGCCUUCUUCAAAACCCAGAUUGCUAAUUCUUUCUUUGAAUUUCGAUCUCUCUCCAAUUCUCCAUGAAUGGAUGUUUAUUGGGUUCUCUUCUUCCACUGGUUUGCUCGCUAGCUCGCAUUACGUAUUGGGUUGGAGCUUCAAAAUCAAUGGAACUUCCAAAUCGCUUAGCUUGAAUUCUCUGCCAUCAUUGCCUCUUUCAAUUGAGUUUGUUACGUUGGAUUUAUGGAUGUAUAGGCAUUUGGGAUUUAUGGGUUCUGCUUAUUUAGGGGUGUUCAAUGGAGUUGAGUUUGUUAUAGUUCUUGGUUGGCUGUAG